Capsicum annuum is the source of this 1170-nucleotide messenger RNA. Its product is annotated as light-induced protein, chloroplastic. NCBI's taxonomy places the organism in Eukaryota, Viridiplantae, Streptophyta, Magnoliopsida, Solanales, Solanaceae. The record is from RefSeq and is marked provisional.
CAAUGGCUUCCAUCUCUUCUCUCAAUCAAAUUCCUUGCAAAACUCUCCAAAUUACAUCCCAAUAUUCAAAAAUUUCAUCUUUACCCCUCACAUCCCCAAAUUUCCCAUCAAAAACUGAACUACACAGAUCAAUUUCAAUCAAAGAAUUCACAAACCCAAAACCAAAAUUCACAGCACAAGCCACAAAUUACGACAAGGAAGAUGAGUGGGGUCCGGAACUGGAGCAAAUAAAUCCAGGUGGAGUAGCAGUUGUGGAGGAAGAACCACCAAAAGAGCCGAGUGAAAUGGAGAAGCUGAAGAAGCAAUUGACGGAUUCUUUUUAUGGAACUAAUAGGGGUUUGAGUGCUAGCAGUGAAACUAGGGCUGAGAUCGUUGAACUUAUUACUCAGCUUGAAUCGAAGAACCCUACUCCAGCACCUACUGAAGCCUUGUCUCUUCUUAAUGGCAAAUGGAUUCUUGCGUACACAUCUUUUUCUGGUUUGUUCCCUUUGUUGGCAAGGGGAAAUCUGCUUCCGGUUCGAGUUGAGGAGAUUUCCCAGACCAUUGAUGCUGAGACUUUAACCGUCCAAAAUUCUGUUGUCUUUGCUGGGCCUUUAUCUACAACUUCCAUUAGCACCAAUGCCAAGUUCGAAGUCAGAAGUCCUAAACGUCUCCAGAUCAACUUCGAAGAAGGCAUAAUAGGAACACCCCAGUUGACAGAUUCUAUUGAGUUGCCUGAGAACGUCGAAUUCUUGGGACAAAAGAUUGAUCUUAGCCCCUUCAAAGGCUUGAUUACUUCAGUCCAGGACACAGCUACCUCAGUAGCCAAGUCCAUUUCAAGUCAACCACCAAUCAAGUUUCCUAUUUCCAACAGCUAUGCACAAUCAUGGUUGCUGACAACAUACUUGGAUGCUGAGCUUAGGAUUUCCAGAGGAGAUGCUGGCAGUAUUUUUGUGUUGAUCAAGGAAGGCAGUCCCCUCUUGAAGCCUUAAAGAGAGACAUGUUCUCAGAGUCGUGCAUGAUCUAAGUAUACAUAAGCGAGCUAGCAAUAGAAAUUGGAAAAAAAUAAUGGAGUAAACUAGAAAUAAAUUUUUCCUUAUGUCAAAUUCUAUAGGUGCCUUGGCCUCGUGAUUUGUACCUAUGGUAUGUAUCAAAUAUUGAAAAAUAGAAAUAUAGGUUGAAAGAAGUUAA